CUUUACUCGGAUCGAUUUGAUAUUUUUGGAAAAUAUUUUAAACCAUUUAAUAAGACAAACAAAAUUUUGCAACCCACCUUAGCUCUUAAGUUUGGCUUCUUUGAAAAAUAUACGUAAGCAAAACGUAUAUAUUAUAGUUUUCUCACUGAUUGCACCUGCCAAAGGUUAAGCUAAUUCUAUCCCUUAUCGGUACAUAAUGUGAAUAGCAAAAUCAUUGUGCCGUCUAUAUCGCUCCAGUUUGGAUUUAGUUCAAUUAAAGAAUAAUCUAACUAAGCCACAUAUUUUUAUUGUUUAUUUGAGAUGCUUUUAAAAUUUUCUGAUUAUAAUAUUUCUUUUACGCUUCUGUGCCAUGUAUAAGUCAAUGUCAUACUUGAAAAAUAAACUGUAUAAAUAGCCAUGGCCUUUUAAUACAGUUUUUAUUCAGGUUUGGAACUGCCUCACUGACAGUUACGAAUAAGAAAUCUUUAGCUAAAAAUGAAGCACUCUUUUUUGCUCGUCGCCGGCGCUUUGCUGCUUGUGCAAUUCGUCCACGCCUUGCCUCACAUGAAACGUGAGUCCGUCGCUGCCAAAACACAAAACCGCAUUCACAACUCUUCGCCAUCCGAAAAUGAGAAUCGUAAAUCAGCCAUUUCACUAAAAAUCGUAGGACUUGCACAGUGGGUACACCUUAAGGGGAGCGUAGUAAUUAAAAACACCGUUGAAGAGUUGAACGAAAUUCCACUUAAAAAUCAACCUUUACGAGCGAGUAUCAGACGCUUGUCUGAACUUGUCGAGGAUUCUGAAUUUCCCAUAAGAAACAAUAGGCAGACCGUUCAAAACUUAGUCGGGUUCAUGAAUAAGAUUGAUGAGAUGAUCAAAGACUAUAACAACAUGCCUGACAAUUCGAAACUGAAACAAACCUUGCAAACGGCUCUCGAAAAUAAUGGCUACAAAGAGUUUGCGAGCGAGUACGAAGAAAGAGCUUUUCAGUACGCCGAAGAUGUAUACGAGGCAUUAGAGGAAUAUGUUAAGGAUUUGUCCCCGCAGGAAAGGGUGCGGGAAGUCAAGAUGAUUCAGUGGUAUGAAAAAUUGCAAAAACAAUUCGAAGAAUAUGAUAAGGCUCAUUCUUAAACGAUUGGAGUAUAUAUUAUAUAAAUAUAUGUAUGUAUAUUGAA
Messenger RNA from Zeugodacus cucurbitae (melon fly), 1154 nucleotides. RefSeq lists its product as uncharacterized. The record is from RefSeq and is a predicted model, not a curated record. Lineage: Eukaryota; Metazoa; Arthropoda; Insecta; Diptera; Tephritidae. The coding region runs from base 475 to 1110 and encodes 211 amino acids. The transcript is spliced from 2 exons.